Ilex paraguariensis (yerba mate) is the source of this 2315-nucleotide messenger RNA. The record is from the annotation of a GenBank genome assembly. Lineage: Eukaryota; Viridiplantae; Streptophyta; Magnoliopsida; Aquifoliales; Aquifoliaceae.
AUGAACCGAACAAAAACCAAGAAAGAAAAAUUCAUUUUUUGUACGCACCGGUUUUGCUGCAAUGAAUCUUUGUCUUCGUUCCAGAUUCCACCUCCUCAUCUUCUAACUUUGUCCUCGUCUCUCUUUCUUUGUGUCUCUCUCAACUCUCAAGCCCCACCUCCACACAAUUCCUUCUAUAAAGUUGAAUGUGUACUCAUCUCCGUUAGACACUCCAAAUCAUGACCCAUUAACAGUUCUUGGAGUCUUCCUCUCUUGCUCAUCUUCUAGCCGUCCCUUCCAGACUCUACUUUUUAAAAACACGCCUCACACCAAACCUUUUGGACUUUUUUUGUGCACAUUACCGUUUAUUCAAAAAUGAGAGAGAGUACAUCUCCAAGAAGCUUAAAGACAAUGAACCAAUUGGAUUUUUUCAAGAAAUUCAAGCGUUUGAAGCCUCUUGAGCCCUCCCCGGGGAUUCUUGGUUGCUUCUUUUUCAGUGUUUGCUUGAUAUUCUGUCUCUUUUUAUUGGAUUAUAGAACUGUGACCCGAAGGUUUCCCUCUGGGGGGCAGCUUGGGUUGGUAAAGUGGUUUGGUUUUAAUGGUUCAUCUUCAGGUGGGAAUGUGAGGGUGGGGUUUCUUGAAGAAAGUGGUGGUCGGUGUGAUGUUUUUGAUGGUGAUUGGGUCUGGGAUGAGAGCUAUCCACUGUAUAAUUCCCAAGAUUGCUUGUUUGCAGAUGGUGGUUUUCGGUGUUUGGAAAAUGGUAGGCCUGACAGUUUCUACACUAAAUGGCGCUGGCAACCUAAAUAUUGCAACUUGCCCAGGUUUGAUGCAAAGAAUAUGUUGGAAAAACUGCGUAACCGCAGGCUGGUAUUUGUUGGAGACUCAAUUGGAAGAAACCAAUGGGAGUCUCUCCUCUGCAUGCUUUCUUCUGCUGUUCGUAAUAAGACUAAAAUAUAUGAGGUGAAUGGGAACCCAAUCACAAAGCAUUCAGGGUUCCUAAUUUUCAGGUUCAAGGAUUACAACUGCACCAUUGAAUACUUCAGAGCUCCAUUUCUAGUGCCUCAGGGCCGGGCGCCUGCUGGAGUUCCGGAGAAGGUGAAGACUACGUUACGAGUGGAUCAACUGGAUUGGAGCUCCCCACAGUGGAAAGGUGCAGAUGUGCUGGUUUUCAACAGUGGACAUUGGUGGAAUUAUGAGAAGACCAUUAGAGUGGGUUGUUACUUCCAAGAAGGGGAAGAGGUGAAGAUGGAGAUGAGUGUAGAAAGUGCGUAUCGGAGGUCAAUUCAGACACUGGUGGAUUGGGUAGGUCGUGAAGUAGAUAUGAACAAGACUCGGGUCUUCUUCCGAAGCUAUGCUCCUGUACACUUCAGCGCUGGGGACUGGAAGACUGGUGGUAGGUGUCACCUGGAGACAAUGCCGGACCUGGGUUCAUUACCAGUUUCGUCUGAAACAUUUGGUCAACUAAAAGCUGUUUCCGACGUGGUAUCAGAACAUUUACAGAAGUCAAAUGUAACGCAAAUGGAUGUAUUAAAUGUGACCAGUUUGACAGCACUGAGGAAAGAUGGCCACUUGUCUAUAUAUUAUUUUGGGCCAAACAACGGAAUUGCUCCUCUCCACCGACAAGACUGCAGUCACUGGUGCCUGCCUGGUGUUCCUGAUACAUGGAAUGAGCUUCUGUAUGCACUCUUCCUAAAAGGGGAGUACAAUCGCAUACAAAAUUCAAAUUCAACGCAAUCUGCUCCUGCUCCAGUGUGAUUGGUGGAGAUAGCUUGUUACUACGACAGAAAUUUUAAAGGAUGCCAAACAUAUUAGAACCUUUGCAAGUGCCUGAAACUAAUACAAUGAUUUCAACCUGCUGGUUUCACCAUACUUGGCUUUAUUUUAGUAGAUACAAAACAGAGAGUUGGCUGCUUUCAUCAUACCUGGCCCGAGCCUGUCUGGUUUUCCCCACCAACCAAGAACUUCCAUUGUACAGCUCUGCUUAACCUUGUAUAGGACAGAAGUCUCCUUGUUCUACUUGGUGAUAAACAGUCACGACUCGUGCAAAGAAGUGACCUGCAUUGAUCAGUCCAGCAAUGAGCCUGCGCUUAAUUAUUAAAGAGGAACUAUACUUGAGAAUUUUUGCGGUUUUUGGAUGAAAGACAGGUUUUGGGCAGCAAAUUCUUCAUAAUCAGGUGAUGCUGAUGAUUUAUUUUAUUAGAAUCUCUUAAUUUUAACUUUUGUAUAGGCAGAUUCUUUUUGCUCUUUUGCAAGUUGUUAGCUGACAGGAAGAUACACAAAAGACGUUAGAUUGUGGUCAAAUAUUAUCAUUCAUCAAUGGAUAAGGAAAAUUAUAC